This is a messenger RNA of Piliocolobus tephrosceles (Ugandan red Colobus), 950 nucleotides long. It is a transcript of the gene CLDN20, whose product is annotated as claudin 20. The record is from RefSeq and is a predicted model, not a curated record. Gene Ontology annotation, cellular component: bicellular tight junction; membrane. Bases 126 to 785 code for a protein of 219 amino acids. The transcript has a single exon. Gene Ontology annotation, molecular function: structural molecule activity. NCBI's taxonomy places the organism in Eukaryota, Metazoa, Chordata, Mammalia, Primates, Cercopithecidae.
AAUCCUGGUUUUGUCUUCUUUCCUUAGGCUUUGUUAUUUGGUUCUCCACUGCGCAGAAAUAGAUACGACAGCCAGCAUUGUUGAGCAUCAGGAUUUUCUAAGAGGACAGACUUAACAGUAACAUCAUGGCCUCAGCAGGACUUCAGCUCCUUGCUUUCAUCCUGGCCUUAUCUGGGGUCUCUGGAGUGCUCACAGCCACCUUGCUGCCCAACUGGAAGGUGAAUGUGGAUAUGGGCUCCAACAUCAUAACAGCCAUUGUGCAGCUGCAUGGGCUCUGGAUGGACUGUACGUGGUACAGCACCGGGAUGUUCAGCUGUGCCCUGAAACACUCCAUUCUGUCCCUCCCCAUCCACGUGCAGGCUGCAAGAGCCACCAUGGUCCUGGCGUGUGUUCUGUCUGCUUUGGGGAUCUGCACUUCCACAGUAGGAAUGAAAUGUACUCGCUUAGGAGGGGACAGAGAAACCAAGAGCCAUGCUUCCUUUGCUGGAGGAGUCUGUUUCAUGUCUGCAGGAAUCUCUAGUUUAAUCCCGACAGUGUGGUACACAAAGGAGAUCAUCGCAAACUUUCUGGAUCUGACAGUUCCAGAAAGCAACAAACACGAACCUGGAGGAGCUAUCUAUAUCGGAUUCAUUUCAGCAAUGCUGUUGUUUAUCUCUGGCAUGAUUUUCUGCACCUCUUGUAUAAAAAGGAAUCCAGAAGCUUGGCUCGACCCACCCACGCAGCAGCCUAUCUCUAACACACAGCUCGAGAACAAUUCCACACACAAUCUGAAGGAUUAUGUGUAAAUAACUGAGUGAUACAUAUGAAAUGGGAUUUUUGGGUGCCAAAUGGGACUUUUAGAUUUUAAAAAAUCAGAAUUAUGCUUAACUUUCCCUACAAAGAAAGUAGAAUGUAAAAUACUUUAACAACUACAAGGUAGUUUAAAAUGCCAAUAAAACUAUCAUAUACAA